Molecule: messenger RNA, 4360 nt
Organism: Myripristis murdjan (pinecone soldierfish)
Lineage: Eukaryota; Metazoa; Chordata; Actinopteri; Holocentriformes; Holocentridae
Gene: scube2
Product: signal peptide, CUB domain, EGF-like 2
Exons: 23
Coding region: 59-3121 (1020 amino acids)
Biological process (GO): signal transduction
Cellular component (GO): cell surface
Molecular function (GO): calcium ion binding
Source: RefSeq, a predicted model, not a curated record
ACGACUUCAGUGCGUAAGCGUCCUUUUGAGAAGACCUCUAAACUUGGAUCAUAUCACCAUGGGAGCUGUUUGGCUUGCAAGGGACUUUUGUUUGUUUUUGCUCUUGUUAAAUAGCCGCCAAAGCGCAGCGCGUCCAGAGAAUCGAGAUCCAUGCGCAGAGGAGAGUGAUGGCUGUCACAUUGAUGCUAUUUGUCAGAAUACCCAAGGCUCAUACAAGUGCACGUGCAAGGCAGGCUUUAAAGGAGAUGGGAAACACUGUGAAGACAUUGAUGAAUGCGACCUGGAGUACAAUGGCGGCUGUGUACAUGAAUGUAACAACAUACCAGGCAAUUAUCGCUGCACUUGUCACGAUGGAUUCAAUUUAGCACACGAUGGACACAACUGUUUAGAUGUAGAUGAAUGCAAGUUCAACAAUGGAGGGUGCCAGCACACUUGUGUCAACACCAUGGGCAGCUAUGAGUGCCGCUGCAAAGAAGGCUUCUUCCUUAGUGAUAACCAGCACACAUGCAUCCACCGCUCUGUGGAGGGCCUCAGCUGUAUGAAUAAGGAGCACGGCUGCGCUCACAUCUGCAAAGAGACACCCAAGGGGGGUGUGGCUUGCGAGUGCCGCCCUGGGUUCGAGCUGGCCAGGAACCAGAGAGGCUGUAUCUUAACUUGUAACCACGGUAACGGAGGCUGCCAGCACACCUGUGAGGACACGGAGCAGGGCCCCAUAUGCAAGUGUCAUGUCAGGUAUACCCUGCACCCUGACAGAAGGUCGUGUGUAGAACGAGAUGAAGCCACCACUGAGUCCUCAGACCACAAUGCCACAUCCUUUACCGAGGUUGAUAAACGGGUCAAACGGAGGCUGCUCAUGGAGACCUGUGCAGUAAACAACGGAGGGUGUGACUGCACCUGCAAAGACACAUCCACAGGUGUACGCUGCAGCUGCCCUGUUGGCUUCACCCUGCAGCCAGAUGGAAAAACAUGCAAAGAUAUUGACGAGUGUGAGCUUCACAACGGCGGUUGCGAUCACUUCUGCAGGAACACCAUUGGCAGCUUUGAGUGCAACUGCAGGAAAGGCUUCAAGCUGCUGACGGACGAACGCUCUUGCCAAGAUAUAGAUGAGUGUUUUUUUGAGAGGACAUGUGAUCACAUGUGUGUGAACUCCCCUGGUGGUUUUGAGUGUGUGUGCAACAAAGGCUACACCCUGUACGGACUGGCCCACUGUGGAGACAUAAAUGAAUGCAGUGUGAACAAUGGAGGUUGUGAGCAACGUUGUGAGAACACUAUGGGUGGAUUUGAAUGCCACUGCCAUCCUGGUUAUAAGCUACACUGGAACAAAAAGGAUUGCAUUGAGGCUGAGGGUUUACCACCUGCAAACCCCCCCUCUAAACCUACCUUGAACUGCAGUAAGCAGGAGGGAGGAGACCGCUGCUUCCUGACAUGCCAGUCCCAAGUUCACAUCAGUAGUGGGACGGAGGAUUCCUACACUGUGACCUGUGGAAUGCCUCUGCCCUGCUUGGCUGAAGCACAAAAGAACAACAGUGGCUUGUAUUGCUUGGGUCCAGAGACGCCAAGUGUCCCACGCAUUAAGACCACAGCCACUUUCAGGUCUGGUACCACAAAGUGCAACUUAAAACGAAGUCAAGAGAGACUGAAGGAGAGCCUUAACUCUGCACACUCAGAUAGCAGGUUUCUCUUCACUGAAAACAUCCAGUUCAGCUACGUGAGCCUGCGCUGCACCUCGUCUGGACGGCGAAUGCGCAGCCGCCACGGCAGGAAAGCCAGUGAGGAGGAUGGCUCCUCUAUCACAGCUGAGUUUGAGCUGGAUGUGAACCUAGAGGAGGUAACAGCAGAGAGCUGCGAUCUGAACUGCGUGCGUCGUCGCUCAGAGAAGCGGCUCAGGAAAACCAUCCGAACCCUGAGAAAGUCCAUCAACCGGGAACAGUUCCACCUCCACUUUGCUGGAUCAGACUACGAGCUGGCCAAGAGCCUGGGCCAGCCAGUAGACCUGCCAGGGCAGUGUGUGGCAGGACAGGUGCUGGUGGGCAGGAAGUGUGUGAGCUGCACCGCUGGGACGUACUAUGACGGCGACCAGGGAAGGUGUGUCCUGUGCCCGGCGGGAACGUAUCAAGACGAGGAGGGGCAGAUGUCCUGUGAGCUCUGUCCUGGGCCUGAAGGGAGAUCAAACUCCAAGGUGGUUGGGGCUCGAAACAUCUCAGAGUGUGGAGGUCAGUGCUCCCCAGGUCAAUACUCUCACGAUGGCUUCAUCCCUUGCCUGCCCUGUGUGCUGGGAACCUACCAGCCAGAAGUGGGCCGCACCUCCUGUUUCCCUUGCGGAGGGAACCUGGUCACAAAACACACGGGUGCUGUUUCCUUCCAGCAGUGUGAGACUAAAGUCCAGUGCUCUCCCGGUCAUUACUACAACACCAGUACACACCGCUGUAUCCGCUGUCCUAUGGGCACUUAUCAAGUGGAGUUUGGCCAGAACUACUGCAUAGCCUGCCCUGGAAAUACCACCACUGACUUCGAUGGCUCCACUAACAUCAUGCAGUGUAAAAACCGGCAGUGUGGAGGAGAACUGGGAGAUUUUACCGGCUACAUUGAGUCACCCAACUACCCAGGGAACUACCCGGCUAAUAUCGAGUGCACCUGGACCAUCAACCCCCCGCCCAAACGCAGGAUCCUCAUUGUCGUCCCAGAAAUCUACCUCCCUAUCGAGGAUGAGUGUGGAGACUACCUAGUCAUGAGAAAAAGCUCUCUCUCCAACUCCGUGACCACUUAUGAGACUUGUCAGACAUACGAACGACCCAUCGCUUUCACCUCCCGGUCCAAGAGGCUGUGGAUACAGUUCAAAUCCAACGAGGGAAACAGUGGGAAAGGCUUCCAGGUUCCAUAUGUUACAUAUGAUGAGGACUACCAAGAAUUAAUAGAAGAUAUUGUCAGAGAUGGAAGAUUAUAUGCAUCAGAGAAUCACCAGGAAAUUCUUAAGGACAAGAAGCUCAUGAAGGCCUUGUUCGACGUCCUGGCCCACCCACAGAACUUCUUCAACUACACAGCACAGGAGUCAAGAGAAAUGUUCCCCAAAUCCUUCAUCCGAUUCCUGCGCUCCAAAGUCCUAAGAUUCCUGCGUCCGUAGGAUACACGGUGAUCCUUCUCUACUUGCUUUGUGGAUGUUUCAUUAAAACUUAGACAAGAUACCAGCAUCAGUUCUCUCCACUGACCACUUGAAGAGCUCUCGAUAGUUAUCCUGUUCUCACAUGGACCGACACCACAGUGGCCUACACAGCUGAUCCUAAAGAGAAAGCAGACACGCCAAGCAUGCAGACUUUUGUAAGUGGACUUUAACUGGACGUUUGAGAUACAAAGAAAGAUUUGUUCUAAAAAUGCUCUGGAGCGCAGACAUGAGUGUGCUGCCUCAGACAGCCAAUAGGGUUUCUUUUUCCAGCUGUUCCAUUUGUUUGGAAAUAUGUCUGAAUGCAAGUUUGCAAUGACUUCAUAACCUCCUCUCCACCUCCGGAUUAAAAUCCAAUGUGCUAGCUUGCUCUUUAUUUUUAUUUUUAUUUUUAUUUUUUUUUUUUGAAAGAUUUGAAAAGUCUUUAUUUUCAUAUUAGUAAUACAGUAUGCAUCUAUCUGAAUAUUGCUAAAUACAUAUUCAAAUCACAACAUAAUGAGAAUGUUGCUAAUAGCAUUGUGAUAAGACACAAGUAUGGUAGCUAACUGAGAUAUAUACUGAAUGUCAGCAAUAUAUAGAGUGUGUAUGUAGUCAUAACAUAGGCUACUGUCUCACAGGUAGAGUUGAAUUGUUGACAGAAAUACUGCUAAAUAUAAGAAACAAAAUAUAGCACAUACGUGACCUUUUCUUGGGAACAUUAUAGCACUGCAAAAUAUGUAGUGACACCACAAAAGCAAUUAUUCUUAUGAAUGUUUUGUAUAUGAUGUAAAAAGUUGUAGGUGAAAUGCUCGUGCAUUGUAGCAAAUAAAUCCAGCCCAUGUUCAUUUUGUGAUGUUUCGAGGUGACCAGGAAAACAUUUCCCCUUCUACAAAAACCACGUGUUGGCUUUUAGGGUGUUUGUUAAACAUCAUCGCAGUAUCAAAAGGUCACUGCCAACACUUUUCACUAUGAACCAGCAGCAACCAAAGACAACUCUUCACUCUGCAGACACUCACACACUCGAACGUCAUGGAGCAAUGUGAUUUGAGAUGUGGAGUGAUAAGAGGAGAGAGAAAAGAAAGACAUGAUCGGAUAUGAAAUGCAGGUUUUGUUAAAAAAAAAAAGACAGAAAAAAGAAAAAUUGAAAUAGAAUUACUCUAUUCACUUGUCUUAGAUAAUAAAUGUCUGUAUAUUUUUUAUCAUUUUGUACAUCUAACAUGCUGU